UGAAGAAGAUUUUCAGGUUACUAAUAUGAGUACUUCACUGUAUCCAUUACAAGGAGACGGUAGAAACCCUGCUAUUGAAGUUAUAGGGAUUAGAAAUAAUCCCUCUGAUCAAUUUGCUAAUGAAGGUGAAGAGGGUAAUCAGAUUUCUGAAGAUCAAGAGGACAAAUUAAUUAUUAUCUUGAAAGUAGUUGAAGGACAACAGCUAAACAAUGUUUACCUCAUUGGACAACAAGGUGCAAGACUUGGGAGACAUAGCGCUUCAAAUGAUAUUGUGAUUUCUGAAUCAUUCGUUUCAAGAAAACAUUGUGAAAUUUCCCACCAAGAUGGGAGCUUCUACCUUAAAGACUUAGGAAGCACCACAGGUUCUUUUCUUAUGAUUAGAGACAAAAUAACUCUUGGGGAGGGGAUGAUGUUUCAAAUGGGACUAAGUGAAUUCAAAGUCACAAUGCUAAGCAAGAACAUGGAACUUAAUAUUUUUGAAGGUCCUUCAAGAAACCAGAGAAUUCUUGUCACUUCAACUGGACUUCAAAUUGGAAGAGACCCAGCAAAUACUUUUUGAGUUGCAGAAGAUACUCAGAUGAGUAAUUUCCAUGCAAAAGUUCAAUUUGAUCCUUCAACAGGAACUUAUGUUUUAGAAGAUGUAGGGUCAACUAAUAGGACUUGGCUUAGGUUAAGCAAUGAGGGAGAACGCAGUACAAAUCAUGAGCUAAGUCUAAGCGAUAUUAUUAAAAUUGGUUCAACAGUUUUUCUCGUUCAGCAAAUAAGAAAAGUAUCAGAUUCAGGAAAUAUGCCAAUUAUAAAUAGCAAUCACCGAUCUAUGAACCUAGAAAUAUCAGAUUGAGACUAUCAGAGCAAUAAAGAGCUGAUCGAUUCUUUACAAGAACAAGAAGCUCAACUAAGUCCCUCCAAGAAUAAAUCAAAUCUUUGCAGCAUAUGAUAUACCAGAACUGGAAACAUCGCUCUAAUCACAUGCGGGCAUUCAAAUUUCUGCUUUUACUGCUCUGAGAAAUUUUCUGACUGUCCAGUAUGUAGAGCUCCAAUCAUAGCUAAAAUAAAGAUCUUCAAGUAAAUUCAACUCUA
This is a messenger RNA of Moneuplotes crassus, 1080 nucleotides long. The record is from the annotation of a GenBank genome assembly. NCBI's taxonomy places the organism in Eukaryota, Ciliophora, Spirotrichea, Euplotida, Euplotidae.